Messenger RNA from Salvia hispanica, 1267 nucleotides. RefSeq names its product NAD(P)-linked oxidoreductase superfamily protein (gene PLR1). NCBI's taxonomy places the organism in Eukaryota, Viridiplantae, Streptophyta, Magnoliopsida, Lamiales, Lamiaceae. The record is from RefSeq and is a predicted model, not a curated record. Gene Ontology annotation, cellular component: cytoplasm.
UAGACAAAAAAAAUCAGAUCUUUUCCUUUUCUUCAAAUUUUUGUUAGAAGAAGCAGCGAUCUGCAUAAAAUAAUGGCUCUCUCAAUUUUAUAUCCCACGCCCACCGCGCAUUUUCGCUGCUCCACCUCAAUCCCCUCUCCUCCUCCCCUGCUCAAAAAUCUCAAGCUCCCUCGUUUCUGGCCAUGGCAAAAGGUAAAGGUGGGAUCUUUGAGUGUAUCUCCAAUGGGGUUUGGGACGUGGGCUUGGGGCAAUCAGUUUUUGUGGGGUUAUGAAGAAUCCAUGGAUGGUGAGCUUCAGCAGGUUUUCAAUCUUGCUGUUGAGAAUGGGAUCAAUCUGUUUGACACAGCUGAUUCCUAUGGCACCGGCAGAUUGAAUGGGCAGAGCGAGAAGCUUCUUGGCAACUUUAUUCGUCAAUUUCCAGGGAAUAAGCAGGUGCGGGAUAACAUAGUGAUUGCAACUAAAUUCGCUGCAUAUCCAUGGCGCCUUACACCUAACCAGUUCGUGGAGGCUUGCAGGUCCUCAUUAGAUAGGAUCCAACUAGAUCAAAUCGGAAUAGGACAACUGCACUGGUCGACCGCGAAUUAUGCCCCUCUCCAGGAACGAGCUCUUUGGGAUGGUUUAGUGGCAAUGUAUGACAAGGGUUUAGUACGAGCAGUUGGUGUGAGCAAUUACGGACCAAAGCAGUUACUGAAAAUAUAUGAUUACCUUGAAGCUCGUGGGGUUCCACUUGUAUCAGCUCAGGUGCAAUUCUCACUGCUGAGUAUGGGAGAAGAUCAGCUAGAGAUGAAGAGCACGUGUGAUGCUCUCGGGAUUCGAGUUAUUGCUUACAGUCCUUUGGGACUCGGCAUGCUUACUGGAAAAUAUAACACUUCCAAUCUUCCAACUGGACCACGGGGGUUCCUAUUUCGGCAAAUACUACCAGGACUCGAGCCUCUCUUGGAAUCUCUUAAACAGAUUGCACAAACAAGGCGAAAAACCGUAUCCCAGGUGGCUAUAAAUUGGUGCAUCACGAAAGGUACAAUACCGAUUCCCGGGGUUAAGUCGAUCAAACAAGUGGAGGAAAACUUAGGCGCUCUCGGUUGGAAACUUAGUUCCGAUGAAAUGCAACUGUUAGAAUCUGCAGCUUUAGAAUCUCCCAGAAAGAUGGUACAGAACAUCUUCCAAACUAGAUAAAAUACAUCUUGUACAUUUUGCAUCAUGGUAAUAUACAUGUUAAACGAAGUUAAGCCUAUUGAUUUAUGAAAUAAUGAUGAAUCAUACGACACCA